Molecule: messenger RNA, 1485 nt
Organism: Aspergillus mulundensis
Lineage: Eukaryota; Fungi; Ascomycota; Eurotiomycetes; Eurotiales; Aspergillaceae
Product: putative Mfs allantoate transporter
Exons: 7
Coding region: 1-1485 (494 amino acids)
Biological process (GO): transmembrane transport
Cellular component (GO): membrane
Molecular function (GO): transmembrane transporter activity
Source: RefSeq, a predicted model, not a curated record
AUGUCUGCGCCCAAGGAGGUCGAUGAGGCCAUCUCGUCCUCCGAUCACGACCAUGGCUUCGGUAGUAGCAGGUCUAUGCCUGUCAACUGGCUGAGUCGCUUUACUGGCAAGAACACGAACAUAAACCUGAACGAGGUCGGCAAGGAUUAUUUUCAGCGCUCUCUGCAGUAUGACGAGGCGCAGCUAGAAAGGGACGCUGUGAAGGUCCGCAGGAAGCUUGACUUUUAUGUUUUGCCGUUGAUGAUGAUAACAUACAUGUUGAGCUUCCUCGACAAACAGACACUAAACUACUCCAACGCAUACGGCCUCCAAGAAGACACAAAUAUGACAGGCGAUAACUACUCCUGGGUCUCGUCCGCGCUAUACAUCGGCUGGCUGGCCGCCGUGUUCAAUUUCGCCGGCUUCUUCGCCAUCCGCUUCUUCCUCGGUCUGUUGGAGGCGGUCGUCUCGCCCGCAUUCAUUAUCCUCACAUCUAUGCUGUGGACGCGCGAAGAGCAAAGCCUACGGAGCUCGUACUGGCUAUCAAUGAAUGGCAUCUCCGCUAUAGUUGGUGCGUUGUUAGCGUAUGGCGCCGGACAUGCGGAGGGGCUAGCGGUUCCACAGUGGAAGCUUAUAUACCUGAUCGUCGGCUCCAUGACAAUAGCCUGGGGCUUCGUGAUCUACGCGUACCUCCCCGACGGCCCGCACAACGCAAAGAUGCUUUCCGAGUACGAGCGCAUCGUCGCCGUAUGGCGCAUCUCGCGGAACCAGACAGGCCUCAAGCAGCCGCAGAUCAAUACAUCCCAGAUCAAAGAGGCUCUGGUCGAUCCGCGACAAUGGCUGCUAUACCUCAUGGCCAUUUGCUACGGUAUUCUGAACGGCGGCGUGGCCAACUUCCUAGCGGCCAUAAUCAAGGGUUUUGGAUAUAGCCCGCUGCGCACGAGUCUGCUGCAGACGCCUGUUGGCGCGUUCGAGCUCGUCAUGGUUAUUGCGUUUGGGUAUCUUUCAAAGGUACCGAAUAUGCUGGGUGUCACUAUUGUUCUAUCCUGCAUCCCCGGCCUAGCCGGUCUAAUCGGGAUCAUGAAAAUCAGCAUCGAGCGCCACCGCUUCGCCCUCGUCGCCAUGUGCUGGCUCCAGGGGAUCCUCGGCGCCCCCGUGAUUCUGAACUGGACUCUGCCGGGCCUCAAUACAGCGGGACACACGAAGCGGAGCACGGUGCUGGGUAUCUACUUCGUGCUCUAUUGCGCCGGCAACAUCGCCGGUCCUCACUUCUUCCUCCCCGACGAGACACCGCGGUAUUCCACGGCGAUCAAGGGCCUCGCUGGUUCUUACGCGGGCGCCAUGGGAUUGCAGGUUAUCUACACGGUGUAUUGUGCGUGGGAGAAUAGGCGGAAGCAGCGCGUGGGUCUUUUGGAUGAGGCGCGGGCGAAUGCGACGGAGGUUGCGAUGGAGGGGUUUGAGGAUUUGACGGAUAAGGAGAAUCGGCAUUUUAAGUAUAGGAUUUAG